AUGUCUUCGAAUCGAACAAACGUGACUAAACGCGCUUGUGAUGGGUGCAAGAUCCGGAAGAUUCGUUGCGGUGGAGGCUAUCCAUGCAAGGCCUGUACAAAUGCGCGCAUCAAGUGCACCUACAUUCGAGUUCAACAACCUCGAGGUCCGCAGAAAUUGCGCUCGACGACGAAAUAUUUGAUCGAGCAAGCGCAGAGGGAAGACGUCUGUGAAUCACCGCGCCAGUCCAUAGAGCCCACAUUGGCGCAUUCAGUUGAACAAACAACAAACAGGUCUCGGAUUCCUCUAAAUGUCCUGACCACUCCCCUCUACAUAUAUCACGUGCGCAUGUAUCCGGUAUGGCCUAUCGUCAAUGUCGAGCGUCUGGUAUCUAUAUUGCAGCAAGAUACCGAAACUGCGGAUCCCGAAAUAUACGCCCUGGCUACAGCUGUCGCAGCUGCAACAGUCGCGCAAUUGAGACUAGGUCAAGGCUCUCUUUCCGACGAAUCGAUGACCGCGGAUACUUUUGCAGCGGAAUGUCUUCGAGUUCGCGGCACGAGCCAGUACAAGUCCAGAAUUAACUUGAAUAACGUGCGAACAUCGUUCUUUUUGCACGUAUACUACGAAAACCAGCAGUCGGGAGGAAGCGAGUCGUUACUAUACUUGAGGGAAGCCAUUUCGCUCGCUCAAAUGAUGAAUUUGCAUCGCGAAUCGUCGUAUGUGAACUUUUUGUUGGAAGAGCAGCAAAUCAGACGUCGCGUAUUGUGGCUCUUGUUUGUUACAGAGAGGGGCGUCUGUAUCCUGCAUAAACUCCCGGUCGUUUUACGAACCAAUGUUGUACUUCCUUCAGCAGACGAGGGCAACGAACCCCAUGUCCUACCUGCGUUUCUCAAGCUACUCAAUCUUUUUCGGCUUUUUGAACGAUCGAAAAUGUUCGAUAUAAUAGAAGGCGAAGAUCUAGAGACAGAAUCAGUCGGUGAUAGGCUAGGCUUCGACAACCGAUUUCUAGAGACAUUGCAGGAUAAGCUGGAGGAUGGGUCGGUGGUUUUCGACCAUAUAUCGGACGUACAAAAGGCAGACUUAUGCGUCACCCGACACUGGAUGCGGAUGAUUUUAUGGAAACUCUCAACCAAGAAGAGUAUCUCAUACAACCAGUCACCGCAAACGCCCACAUCACCAUCAUUCCCGGUAGCAGUUGCUAAGGAGCUGUUGAACAUUGUUUCGCAGCUACCCAGACCAGCCAUUGAGGCCCACGGCCUUGGAAUGGAACUGAAACUGUACGAGAUUGCGAAUUCGCUCGCCGAUUCCAUCAUGAAGCUGGCGAUGCUCCCUCGGGCUUCUGAGUUAGAAUUCGAAAGCCGGCCAAAUAAUAUUCUGUAUCGGCUGCAUUCCAUAUUAUCGACAUUCCGAGGAGGGGGAAACAAAACAUUAGUUGACAUGCUCUAUAAAAAGAUGGCGGAAGCAGAUUCUAGAAGCUCGCCGGCAUUAUCGGUCAUGCAGCCAUCACAUGCAGGAUACCAGAAGAGUAGACAAUUGAGGGCCGAUCAGCACAGCCAAUAUGCUGCCACGCUAGCGAAUGGACCUAGUCCUGACCAGGAUGCUACUGUGACAGGACAACCUCCAGGACAGAGGACCCGCACUGUUGGAGACAGUCUAAACCCUCAAGGGGAGCUAUGCACCAAGCCAAUGGAAAUAAAUGGCAACGACGAUCACCGGCAGGCCACAGUCGAAGGGACCCCAGAAAUGCCAUUUGGCCCACUUUUCCCAACCUACAUCGACCAGGAUUCCUACACAGUGCCGACGUCCUCCAUGCAUGCAGCAGCGGCAACGGCUCUCCCCGCAUUAGCCCCAUCAUGGCCGUCCCACGAUUCGGUUGAGCUAAUGCUUGACGACUUCCUGGCGCACGUUCCCGGGGAUCCAUUUUUGGAGGAUGGCUUAUUUGAGGGGCCAUUUAUGGGAUCUGAUUUGCCGGAGCAAGUCUUUGCAGGUCGGGAUUUUGUAGGGAUUAGCCCAAACUAG
Messenger RNA from Aspergillus ruber CBS 135680, 1998 nucleotides. Its product is annotated as putative transcriptional regulatory protein. Bases 1 to 1998 code for a protein of 665 amino acids. The transcript has 4 exons. The record is from RefSeq and is a predicted model, not a curated record. Lineage: Eukaryota; Fungi; Ascomycota; Eurotiomycetes; Eurotiales; Aspergillaceae. Gene Ontology annotation, biological process: DNA-templated transcription; regulation of DNA-templated transcription. Gene Ontology annotation, molecular function: DNA binding; DNA-binding transcription factor activity, RNA polymerase II-specific; zinc ion binding.